Molecule: messenger RNA, 1236 nt
Organism: Cinclus cinclus
Lineage: Eukaryota; Metazoa; Chordata; Aves; Passeriformes; Cinclidae
Gene: LANCL3
Product: LanC like family member 3
Exons: 5
Coding region: 1-1236 (411 amino acids)
Biological process (GO): peptide modification; carbohydrate metabolic process
Cellular component (GO): plasma membrane
Source: RefSeq, a predicted model, not a curated record
AUGGAGAGCCAGCGCUGCUUCGCCAACCGCUUCGAUGACUACCCGGGCAGCCCCGCGGCGGCGCCGGACAGGGAGGCGGCGAUGCCGCUGGUGACGGCCACCAUCGAGCGCAUCCUGCGGGAGCUGCCGCCCCUGGGCGGCCCCCGCGGCUGCCCGGGCGGGCUGUACGGCGGCGUGGCCGGCGUGGCCUACAUGCUGUACCACGUCGCGCAGUGCCCGCUGUUCGCGCCGUCGCGGGACUCGUACCUGCGGGCCGCCCGCCGCGUCGUGGACGCCUGCCUGCGCUACCAGGAGGGAUGCGGCGAGGCCGACGCCGACACCCGAGCCGCCUUCCUGCUGGGCGGCGCCGGGGUGUACGCGGUGGCCGCGCUGGUCUACCGCGCCCUGGGGCUGCCCGAGUACGCGCGGCCGCUGGGCAAGUUCAGGGAGCUGAGCGAGGUCUGCGCUCCGCUCUCCUUCCUCGAGUGCGGCUCCGACGAGCUGUUCGUGGGCCGAGCCGGGUACCUGUGCGCCGCGCUGGUGCUGAAGCAGCGGCUGGGCGUGGAGGUGCUGACUGCAGCACAAAUUAAAUCAAUUUGCCUGGCCAUACUGGAAUCAGGAAAACAGUAUGCAGUGAAGAAGAGGAAACCAGUCCCACUCAUGUAUUCCUACUAUGGAACGGAGUAUCUUGGUGCAGCACAUGGGCUUUCCUCAAUCCUGCAGAUGUUGCUCUCCUAUUACGAGUACCUGCAGCCAGCGGAUCAGGAGCUGGUGUGGCAGAGUGUGGAUUUCCUGAUGGACCAGGAACAGAACAGCAACUGGCCCCCUGAGCUGGGGGAGACAAUCGAGCGGGAGAACGAGCUGGUGCACUGGUGCCAUGGAGCUCCAGGCAUUGCAUAUCUGUUUGCCAAAGCCUACCUGGUUUCCAAGAAGCCUCAAUAUCUGGAUACUUGUAUCCGCUGUGGAGAGCUCACCUGGCAGAAAGGGCUGCUGAAGAAGGGCCCUGGAAUAUGCCAUGGGGUGGCUGGCAGUGCUUAUGUGUUCCUGCUCCUGUAUAGGCUCACUGGGAACUCCAAAUACAUAUACAGGGCACAAAGGUUUGCAGAGUUCUUAUUUACAGAAGAAUUUAAGUCUGGUUCCCGGGCACUAGAAAGUAUAUAUAGUUUGUAUGAAGGUUUUUCAGGAACUGUGUGUUUCCUGACUGACUUGCUGCAACCCAACCAAGCCGAGUUUCCUCUCUUCAGUGUCUUUGUCUAA